CGUAUUACGUAAAAUAUGGAUAUCAAACGAUUUGAAAUUCAACAAAAAUAAUUUACUGUCUAAAAUUUAGUGUCGUUGUUGAAGCACGUGGAAUACCGAAAUCGCAUUGAAUAAAAAUCGCGGCGGCUGUUCGAAUGUACACUUGCAUUUUUACUGGGCCGUAUUAUUAUUUUUUGUCGUUCGUCGUUUUCAUCUCUCUCGUUUGUAUACCAUUCUCUGAUGUGCGCUUACGUUCACUAGGAACUUUAUUGGUAAUUUAGUCAUUUAUAUGCCAUCAAUGCGAUAACAUCGUGUACGAUUGUUACCUGUAAAGCGAGCAGCUGAGCGAGAAAGAUCGGCGGCGAAUAAUCCGUGCACGGAACAUUUGCACAAUUCUACGAACUGCCAAGUGGUCAGUCGACUGAUCCGUUUAAUCAGAAGUGUGUUACACCAGACGAAUCUGUGAUAAGAGACGGUUGUAAAUUGGAUCUGUUAAGCGGAGCAAUAGUGUUUAUUGAACUCGUGUCAUAAUGCCAGACAGAGAGACUGGAACGCAGAAAAAUGAUAUCGGUGCCAUAAAGCCCGAGAUAGAGCCGUUAUCAUGGCGAUUUUGGCGAAAAAGACGUUACAUUGUUGUGAUGAUGGCGUUUUUUGGAUUCUUCAAUGUGUACUCAUUGCGUGUCAAUUUAAGUGUUGGAAUUGUUGCGAUGACGGAAAAUCGAACUGUUUAUUAUGAGAAUGGAACCAUUGGAUAUGAGCAAGAUUUUCCAUGGAAUACGAAAGACCGAGGAUUGAUUUUGAGCUCCUUCUUCUGGGGCUACAUAAUGACGCAGUUCAUAGGCGGCGUGCUUGGUGCAAGGGUCGGAGGUAACCUUGUAUUCGGCAUUGGUAUUGCUGUGACAUCUGUGUUAACGCUGCUCACACCAUUAGCGGCUAAGGCCGGUGUCAGUGCAUUAAUUACGGUGCGAAUAAUUGAAGGCAUUUUUGAGGGCGUUACUUUUCCCUGCAUUCAUGCUGUAUGGUCGCGAUGGGCUCCACCUCUUGAGCGGUCACGUAUGGCAACCAUGGCUUUUGCCGGGAAUUAUGCGGGAACGAUUGUUUCAAUGCCAGUCAGCGGUAUACUCGCCAAUAAACUUGGUUGGGAAAGCUUGUUUUACGUAUUUGGUGCCAUCGGUUGUGUUUGGUAUUGUGUUUGGGUGAUUGUUGUUUGUGAAAGCCCUGACAAGGACAAGAGCAUAUCUAAGGAUGAAUUGCGUUACAUUCAAGACAGUUUGGGCUCAAAUGCAACAGAAACCGUUCAACAUCCGUGGAAAGACAUCUUCAAAUCGAAACCGGUGUACGCAAUCAGUGCUUCGCAUUUUGCUGAAAAUUGGGGAUUCUACACAAUGCUGACGCAAUUACCAAGUUUUCUUAAAGAUAGUUUGGGCUACAAACUGGAAAAAGCUGGAUUCUUAUCGGCCGCUCCAUAUUUGGCAAUGGGAGUACUGCUUGGUAUUUCUGGAUACUUUGCCGAUGUGUGUCAAGUCGAAGGCUGGUUAACAACUACACAAGUGCGGAGAUACUUCAAUUGCGGAGGUUUCUUAGCACAAACAGUCUUUCUGCUGACAGCUGGUUAUCUUAUGAGUUCAGUUGGAACAAUUUCUUGUAUUAUAAUUGCCAUCGGAUUGGGCGCAUUUGCUUGGUGUGGUUUCGCGGUGAAUCAUCUUGACAUAGCUCCGCCUCAUGCCAGUGUCCUCAUGGGCAUUUCAAACACGUUUGCAACCAUACCAGGCAUUGUUAGUCCAGCAUUAACCGGAUUCAUCGUUACUAAUUCGACUCCGGAAGAGUGGCGAACCGUGUUCUUGAUAUCAUCAUGUGUGUAUCUGUUUGGCUGUGUUAUUUAUUGGUUUUGGGCAAGUGGUGAGGUGCAACCAUGGGCUCAAAAACCAUCAGCUAGUGAAACGAAUAAACCAAAUCCUCGGGACACAGCGACAUAUGUUGGCUAUGCCAACGAAGGACUCGAGAUGAGUGAAUGAAAGAAUGUAAUGUAGAAUAAAAUAUCAAUAUGUAGUUGUGGUGCGAAUCGAAGUUCCUAAUCCGAAAUCUAGAUUCAGUUGCGAAUGUUUAAUGUUAAGAUAAGUAUUAAUUUUGCACAUUAUUAUUAGCAAAAUCGAAAAAAAACCACUGAAAUUCUUUACAUUAUACGAAGCGUUGUUUUUCUUAUUUAUUUAACUUUGUUUCUCUUUCUUUUAAUUACAUAAUGCGAAUGCCUUUUUUGUUCUCUGUUUUUAUUUUGUAUAGAAAAAUUAAUACACAUUUAAUUAAAAAUGCAAAUUCACUAAAUUCAGUUGUCUAAAUGUUCUGUAGUUCUCUUUCAAUCUGUAAAUAUGUGACAUAAAUCGGUGAAGUAACAGAGUAAAUAUAACAAUAACAUAAAUGGGGAAAAUACCUAAGUCAUCUCUUUUUAAUGGCCAUUGCAGAUGCAUACGAUACGUGUACCGCUUUUCUUCUUCAUCAUCUUCAUCUCACUAUUGCAAUAAAUUAAAAACUUAAAUUAUACACAAACGAAUUCACUGAAAUCGUCGAAUACAAUGAGAAUCAUUCAUUUGAGUGGAUCAGUUUCUUCUUUUCUUCUUGUUAUUCACUUAAGUAACUAGAUUGUGGAGCUUAUAUGUCAAAUUAAGCGACGAGUGAUUUGGCAACAAUUAGCUAUUUUAGUAGACGAAAAAAAAAUCAAAUAUUCAGCAGUCCCAUGAGAUUCCAUGUGUUCAAGAAAUAAUAGAGUAUGUACCUAUAAAAUGCAAAAAAAUAAUAAAUUUAUCUCUUAAUUCCAUCUAAAAAGGCAAACAUUCAGCUGGUAAGCUAAUUGAAUUCGUGCAUUUUGCUAUGGCAUUUCGAACAAACGACAAAUGUAAAAGGGACAAAUAAACAUCGUAAAAACAACCAUUCAAGCCAGAGGCGAAAAAACCAUUCGACGAGAUAUAAAUUGCGCAUAAUAUGUUUAUGUGUUCAUGAACAAUAUUUAAGAUAAUUUUAAUUGAUUUUUUAUCUAAAUGUUCCUCUUCCAUCUGACUAUCUGUCUAUGUUUUUCCCUUUCUAUAUCUCUCUGUCUCCCUCACUUGAUCUUUGCUUUUGGUUUCAUUUCCUGAUAUAAUUAUGAUAACAAUUUAAGCCUUACACAUGUAAAUAGUGAACCUUCAAUUAAAGCCUAAUUGCUUCAAAAAUGCAUAAGCCGCAACUUCUUUUAUGACUCUCCUCACUCAUCCAUUUAUAAUGUUAACUAGUGAAUGUAAAUUGUUCGAAAAAAAGACGCUUACUCCAUCGAAAAUAUAAUGUUCGUCCAAAA
Messenger RNA from Sitodiplosis mosellana (orange wheat blossom midge), 3304 nucleotides. Its product is annotated as vesicular glutamate transporter 1-like. The record is from RefSeq and is a predicted model, not a curated record. Lineage: Eukaryota; Metazoa; Arthropoda; Insecta; Diptera; Cecidomyiidae. Gene Ontology annotation, molecular function: transmembrane transporter activity. The coding region runs from base 510 to 1994 and encodes 494 amino acids. Gene Ontology annotation, cellular component: plasma membrane. Gene Ontology annotation, biological process: transmembrane transport; monoatomic anion transport. The transcript has 11 exons.